Leishmania braziliensis MHOM/BR/75/M2904 is the source of this 2487-nucleotide messenger RNA. RefSeq lists its product as hypothetical. The transcript has a single exon. The coding region runs from base 1 to 2487 and encodes 828 amino acids. NCBI's taxonomy places the organism in Eukaryota, Euglenozoa, Kinetoplastea, Trypanosomatida, Trypanosomatidae. The record is from RefSeq and is a predicted model, not a curated record.
AUGCCACUACCUCGUGAAGUUAGCGCGGAUGCUGAGGCUGACACGCCGGAUCAUUUGCGCGCCGACUGCUCCUUUAACAUCAGCCGCCGCGACAGCCUGGCGAGUUCGCGCUUUAGUAGCCGUCUCAGCCGGCGCUCCAGCGUGCGCGAUGAGGUGCAGUCGGUCGACGAGUUCCUGCGCAAGCAGCGUGUUAUUCGGUACAUGCAAGAGGAGCGGGAACGUGCAGAGCGGUCGAAGCUGCUGCGCGAGGAGCACGACUUCUGGAUCGAGUUCCGCGAUCGUGAGCGUGUGGAGCGACUGAAGUACAUGUCGGAGCAAGAGAUCGCGGAGCUGCUGCAGCGGGAGGCAGAUGAGGCGACGCGUGAAAGCAACGGUGCUGAUCAAGCGCACCAGCGAGCCAUGGAGGACGCGUUGCGGCGCCGCCACAGCAUGGCGGAUCUUCGGCGCAGGGAAGAGGAUGCUGUGUUGGCUCGUCUCAAGAGCGAGGUGCUGACGGAUGAGAUUCGUCGCGCUGCUCAGCUGGAGGCGUUGGAGAAGGCCGAGGCCAUGGCAGCCACCGAGCAUGCGCGGCGUGUUUCCGUGCAUCUCCAGCAGCGCGAAGAGGACUUGGCAGCGAAAUGCAAGCAGCUGACAGCGGAGCUGGAGGAAGCCAAGGCUGCUGCCACGCAAGCCCGAUGCUACCAGAAGCGUGCCGAAGACGAGCUGGCAAGGGAGAGAGAGAAGACGCUGAAGGAGAAGGCUGCUGCCGCAGCUGGAAAAGAGAUGAACGAGAAGCUCUUGAAGGAGCUAGAAGAGGUGCGGCAGCAUCUCACAGCCUCUGAGGAGGAGAAGAAGAGGGUGGAAGCUGCGAAGGCGCAGGCAGUGUGGGAUGUCGAGCAGAAGGAGAAGGAGCUCAGCAGCCUGAGGAGGUGCAACGACGAACUGGUAGCGCAGAAAGCGUCGCAGAAGGCUGUUUCCGAGGACGAGAAACAGCGCUCAUCACCGUUGCAGGAAGAGCUAACGGCGUCGAGGAACGAACUGAAGAAGGAGCGGGCAGCGCGAAGCAAUACAGAGGCCGAGCUGGUGGCGCUGCGAGAGCAAGCAAAGGUUCUCGAGUCGAAGCUGGCUGCCGCCAUUGCGCCAGAGCCGAAGCAGGAGGCGGAUACCAUACGAAAACUGAAGGCAAUCGCUGAUGACGCUCGCAGGGCGCAGGCGGACCUGUUAAAGGAGCGCCAGGCGCGUGAGAAGGCUGAGGCUGCCGCGGCGGAGGCAAAAGGUGCCCUAGCAAAGGAACAGGCUGCACGCGAGAAGGCAGAGGAGGAGGUGCAGCGGGCGGUGGCGGCGUCAACCGUUACAGCACUGCAAAUGGAAAAUGCCGUCUCUGAUCGAAAAAAGCUGGUCGAGGCGGAGAAGAAGCUGGAGAAGAUGCGUAAGGCACGGAGCAAGGAUGAGGCCGAGAAGGCCGCGCUGAAGCGCGGGUUGCAAAAGGUGAAGAGGGACCUUGAGGACGAGUCCGCUGCUCGGGCUCAGUUUGAGCAGCUCGCAUCGAAAGCUCUCAGCGCAGACCAUCACGUAUCGCAAAGGGAGGUGGAUCAGCUGCGAAGGGAGCUGAAGAUUUCGCAGGAACAAUGUGAGGCAGCACGCCAGGAUACCGUUGUGUGUCAGCAGAACGCAGUGAAUGAGAUCGCCUCUCUCAGGGCGUGGUGUGAGCGUCUACAGAAGCAGCAUCGUAUGCAGCUACAGCUGCUGGAGGAUGAUGACGAGUUUACCCCGCGGAUGGCCACACCAACGCCGCACUCGCGCUCGCCGAGCUUUGCGCCCCGGCGGAUGCCGAAAAAAGGUCUCGCUUCUGGCCAGCGCCAGGCGGACGAGAGGGUGGCGAGCGACCAGCGUAUUCACGAGCUGGAGGCGCACGUGAUGCGUCUGCAGGCGGACCUCCAGAAAAGCAAAGAACAAGAAAAAAAGGCGCUCAAGGCGUCCGCCGAAGGGUCGAGCUCUGAUUCCCAAAAAACGUCGCCGCACCAAAUCCCGAGUGGUGCAACGACGGAGCAGGAGGUCAGAGAGAUGGCGCUGGUGGAUCAGGUGAAUGCUUUGGAGAGGGAAGGCGCGGAGACGCGAAGGAAGUACGACGACCUUGUUGUGGCCUACAGACGAUCGGAAGCCGCUCGCUGCGAGGCGGAGCGGCAGGUUGCGGCGCAGCAGGCGCAGGCUGAGCAACUGCAGAAGCAGGGGUCUCAGCCUCACACCCCAACGCUGGCGAACUGUGAAACGACGCGUGUGGAGCCGAUCGUAGGGGCUGCCGAGGGGAACACGAGCUCACUCCCGGAGCGCAUCAGUAAUUUGGAGGGGCACCUGAUGGAGGAGCGCGCGACUCACGAGCCUACGGAGAAGCGUGGUGCUGCGCCAAGGGUCGGCGCCGAACUUGCGGUGAAGCAGGCGGGGGCGAGCUUUUCAGCAAGCGUUGCGGGCGCCAGGGCCUCGCCCAAGACGAAGAGCGGAUGCUGCUAG